Molecule: messenger RNA, 2828 nt
Organism: Astyanax mexicanus (Mexican tetra)
Lineage: Eukaryota; Metazoa; Chordata; Actinopteri; Characiformes; Acestrorhamphidae
Product: zinc finger protein OZF-like
Exons: 2
Coding region: 233-1348 (371 amino acids)
Biological process (GO): negative regulation of transcription by RNA polymerase II; regulation of cytokine production; regulation of immune system process
Source: RefSeq, a predicted model, not a curated record
AUCUUCGGGGGUCUACAGCUGGAGUGUUUUUGGAGCUUUGUUCUCCCACACCGCUGGAGGAACAGGAUCAGCUGAACUACAGAAGAUUUUAAAGUAUUCCAAGUUUUCUUCUGAAAUUUGUCCCUUCAAACAAUCAGGAGAUCAAUAUUAACCUGCUGAAAGAGGUGAAGCACAAGGCAUCCAGAAGAAUCUCCAGUACCUGCGAAAGUUGUUUGCUGCAUUUCACAGAAAAAUGAACCCAAGUCCAGUCAAGGAGAAAUUUCUCCACUCUGCAAGCAGUUUUACUACAGAGAGUGAUCUCAAUCUACAACAUUCUGUAUCAGAGAAACUGUAUCAGUGCUCAGACUGUGGGAAGAGUUUUAGUCUACUGCGUAAUCUCAAAAGACACCAGCGCAUUCACACUGGAGAAAAACUGUAUCACUGUUCAGACUGUGGGAGCAGUUUUACUACACAGAGUGAUCUCAAAAGACACCAGAGAAUUCACACCGGAGAGAAACUGUAUCACUGCUCAGACUGUGGGGGCAGUUUUACUACACAGAGUUCUCUCAUAACACACCAGCGCAUUCACACAGGAGAGAAACCUUUUCACUGUUCAGACUGUGGGAGCAGUUUUAAUAGACUGAGUCAUCUCAAAAGACACCAGCGCAUUCACACAGGAGAGAAACCGUAUCACUGCUCAGACUGUGGGAGCAAUUUUACUACACAGAGUGAUCUCAAAACACACCAGCGCAUUCACACAGGAGAGAAACCAUAUCACUGCUCAGAAUGUGGGAAGAAUUUUAAUCAUCAGAGUGAUUUCAAAAUACACCAGCGCAUUCACACAGGAGAGAAACCGUAUCACUGCUUAGACUGUGGGAAAAGUUUUAGUGUACUGCGUCAUCUCAGACAGCACAAGCGCAUUCACACAGGAGAGAAACCGUAUAAGUGCUCAGAGUGUGGGAGCAGUUUUGCUCAAAAGAGUUCUCUCAUAACACACCAGCGCAUUCACACAGGAGAGAAACCGUAUUACUGCUCAUACUGUGGGAGCAGUUUCACUACAAAGAGUUCUCUCAGUAGACACCAGCGCAUUCACACAGGAGAGAAACCGCAUCAUUGCUCAGAAUGUGGGAAGAGUUUUAGAGUAGUGGCUAAUCUCAAACUACACCAGCGCAUUCACACCGGGGAGAAACCGUAUGACUGCUCAGAAUGUGGAAAGAGUUUUAGUGUACUGGGUAAUCUCAAACUACACCAGCGCAUUCACACCGGGGAGAAACCAUAUCACUGCUCUGAGUGUGGGAAGAGUUUUACUCAAAAGAGGUCUUUCAAAACACAUCAGCACAUUCACACGAGGGCUAUUUUGCCUUCAUGAUAAAGCUCCUCUUGAUUCCAGAUGCCAGGAGGUAUCUAGGGUUUCCCUAGAUAAUCUAAGUUUAUCUAUAUCAUUUGAGUUUCUGAGCCUUCGGGAACAACACGUACGUAUUCAUAUAUAGUUACUCAGAAUGCUUUACGCUACCUGUACUGACAGUCUGUAUAGUCUGGAGUGGAACCAGCCAAUUGGAGAUGGGUUGAAGAUUCGUUUUCAGCCUUGGGCCUUUAUCUUCAUCAAAUUGUACCACUGUUAUUACUGAAUGCUGUACUGUAUGCCCUCAGAUAAUACAUAUUGGUGCUACUCGCAGGCUUGUUUGUACAGACAUCUCUGGGGACCACUUCCACUCACAAGGAGUUAAAAAGAAAUAGUCCCAAGAAUAUUUCACAGACAUAAGCAUUUAUAGACAAACCCCCCUUAAGGUCACGGAGGAAAGCAUCCUAGACAGUUCCCCAAAAACUGAUUCUGGCUGGUCUUGAUCAGAAUAGAAGUAAACUUGCAGGCUACUAAUGGAGUAACUACACUCAUACAUAAUAACUAACAACACCAUCACUGCUCAUUCAAGUUUCCAGCAGCAACAACAGCAUGAAAUCAUCUAAUCUGACAAUAUUGCGAGGUGCUGGACAUUUCCCCCCUUUGUUCAUUAAUUUGAGGCUUAUGUUUUUUAUGUUGUAACACUUUCAGAAAAAUUACUCCAUGAAUGGCUCAGUGCUUUACUGCUUUACCAUAAUAGUUGGAACCUCUAGCAUUAAGUCAGAACAGCUGAGCGGAUCAUCAGACCCUCUCUCGCCUCCAUCGUAGAUAUUUACACUACAAGCAUUCAGGGACUGCAUCGGGCACUGAGGAGCUGACCCAGGACAGAGUGCCAGUCCAUAUCUAGGCAUACAGUCAUACACACAUUCAAACAUAUACAUACUUACACACACAUUUCUCUAAUAGGUGAGGUCUUUUAUUCUUGUCUAAAUGUUUAUAAAUAAAGUUUCAGUGUGUGCAGUGUUCACUUACUCUGUACACAAAUGAAACUUUGUAUUUGAUCAUUUUUCAGAUACAAAAUAAGCCAGAAUUUGAUGGUAUUUAAGCCACAUAAACACAGGUUUUGCGCAGCCUACUUAAAUCCAAACAACCGUUCAGACAAUGAGUAGCUGACCCUGGACAGAAUGCCAAUUCAAAUCUGGGCAUGGUUGCAUCCACACACAGAACAAUUGAAAGUAUCCAAAUUUUCUGAACAAUUAGAGUAUCCAAUGUUUUUGGAUUGUGGGAGGAAACCGGAGAAAACCCACAUAGACACAAGGAGAACAUGGAAACUCCACCCAGGACUUGGGCAAACAUGCUAACCACUAAGCCAGCAUGCCACAUGAUUUAUAGUCUUAUCUUUUUUAUUAUUAAAGAUAUGAACAAAUUAAAUCAGAUUGAGUAGAAAAAAACAUUAAAUAUGUAUUAGGUUCAUACUGUGUGUAUUCAAAUAAAACGUACAACAAAUCUG